This is a messenger RNA of Ailuropoda melanoleuca (giant panda), 8840 nucleotides long. RefSeq names its product F-box and leucine rich repeat protein 20 (gene FBXL20). Gene Ontology annotation, biological process: SCF-dependent proteasomal ubiquitin-dependent protein catabolic process. The coding region runs from base 732 to 2042 and encodes 436 amino acids. Lineage: Eukaryota; Metazoa; Chordata; Mammalia; Carnivora; Ursidae. The record is from RefSeq and is a predicted model, not a curated record. The transcript is spliced from 15 exons. Gene Ontology annotation, molecular function: protein binding. Gene Ontology annotation, cellular component: SCF ubiquitin ligase complex.
UACACAGGCUACCGGGGAAGAAGCGACAAGACUUAGGGGGGCUGGGAGGACUUGACAGAAAGCUCAAGUGCUUGCUGGGUGGGUGCGUGCUGUUUGCCAGCGAAGGGGAUUAGAUGGGCUCCGGUACUGUGUGCAGUUGUCCUGCUUUCCUCACUCGCGAGUCCGCGAGCACGCGCGCACUCACGCCCUCCCCACAGCCCCUCCCAUACACAAAUACACACAAACAGAUAGGCACUUCCCUGCCUCUCCUUCUCGCGGUGGGCUUUCGUGCCUCGGAGGCAAGAGCGGGCUCGCGCCGCCGCCGCCGCCGCCGCGCUCCGGCUGCUCCCGGGCGGACAGUCGCGGGCUGCGCCCGGGAGUGGGGGAGGGGUGGUCCCGCGCCGCCGCCGCCGUGCGCUCCUCCUCCUCCCCUCCCCACGGCGUUCCGAGGCCCGGGCGGUUCUGCCCAAUGAGGAGCGGUGUUGCUGGCAGGUGGGGAGUGUUUUUGUUUUGGGUUGAAGUUGAGGCUGAGGGAGAGAAGAGCUAGCCACCAACAGUCGUCGCCGCCGCCGGCUCUGCGGGAGGUGGAGGAGGCCCCGCCGGAGCCGAGAGGUUUCCCGUCCCCGCCGACGGCCCCUGCCCGCCGUUCCUCUACCUCCUCCCCGUCCCGGAACUCCGGGGCCUGCCCCGGGCCCCCAGUCUUUGCACUCCGCACGCCGCAGCGCCCGGCCCCGGCCGCACCCGCCGGCCCCAUGAGGAGGGACGUGAACGGAGUGACCAAGAGCAGGUUUGAGAUGUUCUCAAAUAGUGAUGAAGCUGUAAUCAAUAAAAAACUUCCCAAAGAACUCCUAUUACGGAUAUUUUCUUUUCUGGAUGUUGUUACUCUGUGUCGCUGUGCUCAGGUGUCCAGGGCCUGGAAUGUUCUGGCUCUGGAUGGCAGUAACUGGCAGCGAAUUGACCUGUUUGAUUUCCAGAGGGAUAUUGAGGGCCGGGUAGUGGAAAAUAUUUCAAAAAGAUGUGGGGGCUUUUUACGAAAGUUAAGUCUUCGUGGGUGUCUUGGAGUAGGAGACAAUGCAUUAAGGACCUUUGCACAAAAUUGUAGGAACAUUGAAGUACUGAAUCUAAACGGAUGUACAAAGACAACAGAUGCUACAUGUACCAGCCUUAGCAAGUUCUGUUCCAAACUCAGGCACCUUGACUUGGCUUCCUGUACAUCAAUAACAAACAUGUCUCUCAAAGCUCUGAGUGAGGGAUGUCCACUGUUGGAGCAAUUAAACAUUUCCUGGUGUGACCAAGUAACCAAGGAUGGCAUCCAAGCACUAGUGAGAGGCUGUGGGGGUCUCAAGGCCUUAUUCUUAAAAGGCUGCACACAGCUAGAAGAUGAAGCUCUCAAGUACAUAGGUGCACACUGUCCUGAACUGGUGACUUUGAACUUGCAGACUUGCUUACAAAUCACAGAUGAAGGUCUCAUUACUAUAUGCAGAGGGUGCCAUAAGUUACAGUCCCUCUGUGCCUCCGGCUGCUCCAACAUCACAGAUGCCAUCCUGAAUGCUCUAGGUCAGAACUGCCCGCGGCUUAGAAUAUUAGAAGUGGCAAGGUGUUCUCAAUUAACAGAUGUAGGCUUUACCACUCUGGCCAGGAAUUGCCAUGAGCUUGAAAAAAUGGACCUGGAAGAGUGUGUUCAGAUAACAGAUAGCACGUUAAUCCAACUUUCUAUACACUGUCCUCGACUUCAAGUAUUGAGUCUGUCUCACUGUGAGCUGAUCACAGACGAUGGAAUUCGUCACCUGGGGAAUGGGGCCUGCGCCCAUGACCAGCUGGAGGUGAUUGAACUGGACAACUGCCCACUAAUCACAGAUGCUUCCCUGGAGCACUUGAAGAGUUGUCACAGCCUCGAGCGGAUAGAACUCUAUGACUGCCAGCAAAUCACGCGGGCUGGGAUCAAGAGACUCAGGACCCAUUUGCCCAAUAUUAAAGUCCACGCCUACUUCGCACCUGUCACUCCACCCCCAUCAGUAGGGGGCAGCAGACAGCGAUUCUGCAGAUGCUGCAUCAUCCUAUGACAAUGGAGGUGGUCAACCUUGGUGAACUGAGUAUUUAAUGACACUUCUAGAGUUACAAUGGAGUCUCCAGUGGAAGCAACCCCAGUGUUCUGGGCAAGAGUUACAAAGUGAGGGCAGCGUCCAGAUCCCCAGAGCCACACAUAACAUGCAUACCCACCCUCACCCCCACCCACUCUAGUUCUGUGACCAGGGGACUGAAGCCCAUGCUGGCUUUAUCACGUGGAUUGGUAAAACUUAACCAUUCCUGUUGGACAUGACAAGAAGAAAAUCAUAGGCAAGGUGGAGGGAAGGGGGCAUUCCAGCAAACCAGUGUUACUGCUCCUGCAGUUUCUUCAUUUUGUGAAGGGGUUUCUUUGGUGAUUUUGGAACAGCAACUGCAGUCCUCCAGGGUCAAGGAAAGCAUAGAAAAACAAUACAUGUUGUAUCCAGGGACCAGAAAGAAAAUUUCUUUGCAUCCUAUAAAUGGUAGCCAUCCAUCACGAGAUGACUACGGAGCUUCUGUGCUUCCUUGUUCCCAUGCCAACAUGCUGAGCAUGCUCACAAAGAAGGCUCAUCCAUUCCUCCUCCUGUGUUUUAAGUAUUUGGCCCAGAGGUUUCCUAAAUGGUUGCACUGAAAUCGCUGUGGUCCAAAUGUGAUUACUUACUCACUCACAUUGUCACUCUCUGUAGCACGCUUGUGCACCUGUCUUCCGUUCUUUGUUGCUCCCUCCUGCACUCUUGCUCAGUCUGUCACCUGUUCAUUCUCCGCUUACUCACACUCAAUUGUUACUCUUUUGCUGUUGUUGUGUUUACAGUGUGCAUUUUGGAUGAUUAGUUGGGGUUACCAGACAUUUUUAAAAGAGACAUUAUCAAUAAAUAUUUUUUUAAUUUCUAAAUUUUACCAUUAGGGGACCCUGCCUGAGUCUUUGCCAGUCUGAAGGGAAACUAUCACAAAACCAAGAAAUGGUAUGAGAAGAAAUUGAGCUAAAACUAUUUUGACAAAAACAAACUUUGCCUUUUGGUUUCUGUUAUACCUUGUGAUAUGUAAUAAUAUGCAUGAUGUGCCCAGUAUUCUCCCUGCACAUUUUUCCUCCCAUCAGACUCCACUAACUUAUUAAUAAGAAGAGAGAAAUGCAUUACUAGUAAAGAGUGGAAUGGCAAAUCCCCAGACUGAGGCCAAAAGCCCCCCCCGCCCCCAAGCGGACAUGUCGGAUGUUCACUGAGGCCUAGGUGUGAGCAGUAACGUCCCUGAUUUGUGUCUGUGAGGUGGUUUUGCUUUAGUAAGAGUGCUGCUGGAGGUGCUGUGCCGUCCAUCUGGUCAGUUUCUCUCUUUUCCCCCCUGUUCCAGCCUGUCAGGGAUACAAGAAUGACCCUAGGACAAUUGGUCAACUGUAUGUCAGUGUUGAUGAUAUAUCUCAAAUGUUGGCACCUCGAAGGACCCAAACCAUUUCAAAACCUGUCAGGCCUCUCUCUCUCGUGCUCCAGACUUGCCAUGAAUGAGAUACAGGUGUAACCAGGUGAAAGCUUUGAGAGGAAGCAGAGGGUUCAGUGUCUCUGCCCAGCAUGGUCAGCAGAGCUGAAGGCAGGUCCUCAGUGCCCAUGACUCAGAGUCAAAGAAGAGGCUUCCUUCCUUUCCCCAUGAAUGUCAUAAAGCAUGAGGGAACUAAAAUGAGUUUCUAAAGUAUAAGUAGAUUUAUAAACCCCGAAGUUAGAAACCUUAUGUGGUUUUUAAUAGGACAACUUUUUUUUUUUUUUUUUUUGGUCUUUUAGGACAUUAUUGUGCCGUCUGCCAUGAUCUUAGAUCAUCUUCUGCAUGAUCUAGGCUGUCAAAAGGCUUGUUAUAAUGCUGCAGGCGCUGGUUCUACCAGCAUAUGUAAGAAUAAAGUGUGACUUAUUUCUCCUCAAGCAGUUCGAUGAAAGGGUGCUAGAAAUCCAUACUGUCCACCAUUAUUUCACAUGUUAAAUUUAUUUUAAAUUCUGUUUUUUAUUACGCCCUUUUAAAAGCUCAAAUUACUUUUUUCAUUCCCCCUUCCACUUAUCCUCUUUUCCAAUUAUCAUAUGAAGAAUAUCCCACAUGUACAGAUAACACGCACAUGCACAUACACCUUCCAGAUGUGGUUAAUAAUAUUCAGAUCCCCAGGUCACUCAUUCAAACAAAAGUAAAAAGAGAGAUAUUUAGGGGCCAUCUGCUCUAACAUAUUAAGGGUUUUUUUUAGUAUUGCCUGAACAAAUUGACCAUAAAGCCCUGAUUGAUUAGUGAGUAUGGAUUUAAAUUGCCCACCAGUUGAAGUGAUUAAGGUACUUCUUUACUUAAAAAGUACAUAAAUGUAAAAGACCCUAUUCACCAGGACAUGAACAUCUUGGAAUCUCAACUCAGAGUGGAUCCACAUGCGGGUGCCUGUGGACUUGCUCAGGCGACCCCUCCCUGUCUGGCUAAGAGCAGAGUCCAGUGAGAGAAAAAAGGAGUGUGCAGCCCUGGCUUGUGUGUGGUCAGGCCUUGUUCCUUUCACAAGAAAACUUCAGGCCUAUCAAGCUUGGAAAGAAAUAGAUUUUUUAUGCCAAUCUGCAAUGUACACCAGCUGAUGAAAUGUACCGGGAAUGUAAGAACCCAGAACAUGGUAAGUUUGGUCAGGUGGAAAGGGCCCUGCCAUCCUGUCUUAAUAUCAGGGACACUUUUGAAAAUUCAGUAAGGCUUCCGAGGUUUAGGAAAAGCUUCUUGGCCCAUUCAUCUGAUUCCAGAGCCCUGGCCCUCUAUGCCUUCCAUGGUGAAUACAGUGAAUGGAGAGAUUUGGGAUAAGUCAGAAGGUACCCUCAGAGCUAUUGCAUAGACCUGCAGGUAGCCAGGAGGGGUUAUUGUUGUGUCUGUGGGGAACGUUAAACAUCCGGAUCACCUCUUUUCCAAGCAGCCUUUCCCCUGCAUUUUCCAGCCAUCAUUUGCUAUAUCAGUGUCUUUUCCGGCCUCUGCACUGGCUCCAUCAAGGUGAUCCUAGUUUCUUUUUCUUUCUUUUUUUUUCCCCCCAUUGCUCCCAUUUUCUUCCUGUACUCAUCCUUGCCUUCUAUUUAAAGCCUCCAUCUCACUCCCAGUGAUGCUGCUGAUUUAUUCUCGAUGUCUCCAGUCUAGCUUUCUCUUUAGGUCCUUGUCCUGAUCUAAGCAAGGUCUCUGGGCAGCCUUGAUUACAGUAGCUGUUGUAUGGUUCAGGCCAUUUUUCACUGGGUGGUCUUGGAUGUUUGCUUACCAAAGUUGAAAUCACGCUGUUGAAUAUGAGGAAUAAGGGGAUCUGGCUUUUUCCUCCCCCCCUCCCCGCAGUAUUUGGAAUAUGAAAGUGCAUUGUGCUCUAUGUAAAAAAAAAAAAAAAGUUUUCUCCUCCUAUUCUGCUCUUUAGUGGAUGUAAGAAUAUUUCUUAAAUGGUUUUUGUAAAUUUCCACGUCCAUUAGGUUGAUGUGGCAGACCUGUAAGUCAGAAAUUUUACAUAUUCCUUACAGCACAUGUUUUAGAGGGACACCUGGCAAAUAUUUUUAUGAUGCUUUAUUUUGGGCUUUCCAAACCAUUUGAACUGUUCAGUACAGCUCUAAUGCUACAGCAGUUGGGUUCCUUUAUUUCUAAUUCCCUUGUAAAUGCUUCGUUACCGGUUUGAUAGCCCACGCAUGCCGUGGAGGGUAAACAAGGUGUGCGGGAACUUGUCCUGGUCUGAAGUUGUAGGGAAGUGUGAGAGUGGCACCGGAAGGAAGAGGGGGCUGCCUGCCUGUGUGGACAGCAUAUCUUUAGGUGACUGUCGUUUUGAAGAAGAGGAACACUUGUGGAUCAUGGUUGACCGUUGGCCAUUUAAUGUUUAUUAUGCUGAAAGUCAUGGCUGCUUAUGACAGGUGCUACGGGGGUGAGAGGAGGGGUUUAAAGGAAAUGGGUCUAUUCUGCUUUUCCCUCCUUGUGUGCAUGGUUUAAGAUAAGGUUUCCGCCCCCAUGUGUGUCCUGGCUGAGGGACUCAGUGGUACUCUUUGAGCUUCCAGAACUUUUUUUUUUUUUUUUAAAGAUUGCCUUCCUGUCUGCCCACUGUUCUAGGAUCUUUAACCACCUCAAACCCAAGCAGUGUGAAUGAGCCGAGACUUGUUUGAGAAGAGGGGGAGGCAAACCCUCCCCCUUACAAUGAUCUUGGCCCAAAGCACCCUAAAGCAGUAGGAGGUUGAGGGGAAAUAUGGAGCCUAAGCCUCUCGUCACUUUUAUUUCUAUCAUAAAUUUUAAUCAUAAUAUUGAAAGGUACAGAAAACUAUAGAAGACCAUGUCGUUAGGCUAUAAUUAACCCAGGUAAUUUGGGAAUAACAUUUGGCUCUAUUUGCUGUAUCCGGGUGCCCUGACUGAACAGCUUGGUCCCCAGCAAAGAACAUGCUGCCCUAAGCUUGCCUUCUCACUUGAGACAAACUCCGCUUGCCAGAAACUACCAUUUGAGGCAAGUGUUUUUUCUGCAUGAAGGGUUUCUGCAGCUCCCCUCACAAAGCAAGUCUCUCUGUUUGUCCAUUGUUACUCUUAGGAACAUCAGAUCUACGUCUCUGAAGGCUUUGACCCUUAGGAAAGUCAGUAAGAACCUCUCAGCUGAGUCUUGAGUGAAUCUUUGGAGCCCAACAGAGUUACACUUAAUUUUCAGCAGAAAAAAAAAUGUCUUGGACAAGCUCACACGGGGGAUAGUAAGAGAAAUUCUGUAAUGUGCUUCUUCCGGCUCUGCCUCAUGCUUUUUUUGAGUAAGCCCCCUGGGGAGUCUGGUUUGAAGGUGUUGAGUGUCUGUGCCUCCUCAGCCAAGGUGUUUUGCUGCCCUUUUAGGAAAAAGAACCAUGAGCAACCAGAACUGUGUCAAUGGACUCUGUUUUCUGUUUUUCGGUGUUUUGUUUUGAAGAAUUGGGGUGGGAAAAUGGUAGAUCAGAUUCAAAGUAAAGGAGAGAGUCAGUUCUGGAACUGGGGCACUUUCCUUCAGGUCCAAGUGUCUGUCCCGAAUAUGUAGAAACACAUGCCUCACACAUGGGAGUAGAUUUGCUUUCCUCUCCAUCCAGUGAACUCCAUGCCCUUCUCACCAGCACGGAGGGCUUCUGCCUACCACGCAGCCAACUGGAGUCACCCAGAUGGGGAUUGGCACCCUCGAAAGAACCCCCAGUGCUUCUGGGCGUGGCUUUCCCCAGGGCAGGAGCAGGUAGGCAGUGAAUGAGAAUCCCCACCCCAAGAAGAGAUGGGAGAAGAGAGGUGUCCAGACACAGACCUGUUCUCUUCCGCCACACCCCAAGAACCCAGGGAAAUCUUUGAAGUGAUGUCUUUUUUAGUAAAGUGGAAGAAGACUUUGCCCCACCAAGUUUCGCUUGUCACUGUUGCUUACUAUUUACUUUCACUAAUUCACAUCUGUCACACUGCUGCUCUCACACGUUUCUUACCUUAGCCUAACCCUUCUCAGCCCCUGAAGUCAUUAUUUCUGUGUUGUCUGUCUUUCUCUCUCUCUCUCUCUCUCUUCUUUCUUUCUUUUCUUUCUUUUUUUUCUUAUGGCACUAGUGAACGACAACCGAAAGUCUUAGAAAAUCCUAACUUGAAAAAGGAGUCUCUAACUGGCAUGGUUUGAUUAAUUACUUUACCUCCCCCCUCCUCGCUCCCCAGAGACUUGAAUGAUUUUCUUUCCUAGUGCUAUAUAAUAGACCUGUAAAAAGUGAAACCUUUGCUGCUGCUUUUCUGGGUUUACAUGUUUUUUCCUGCCCUUAAGAAUAAUUUCUUUCCUGUGCUUCUCUGAUGACUGUUACUUUCUAUUAAGUGAGGAAGGAGGUGAGCCUGAGAUUUCUUCUCUUACUCCCCUCCUCACCCUACCCCCAAACUCCAUGCUAACCUCUAACACAGGCAAGAGCCGCGGGGUGGGGCUCAGCAGAAGCUCCGUGCUGGGUGUUUUCUCACCAGGCUGCAGCUCGGAGCUGGCCCCUGAGGAUCUGUGACUGCCCAGGCCCAAGGGUUAGAAGGGUUACGGUUGGUCGGUCGGUCGAUUGGUUGGUCCGUUGCGGGGGAGAAAGGUCUCUUAUGCAUUUUGCCUUUCUCCAUUCCUGUGCAACGACUCAGCCUUCAGCUGCCUCCCACCCUGGCCGCCUCCUUUUUCCUACCAGGAACUGUUUCCAGGUAACCUGCCUGAGGCGGUUCCCGGCUGCCCUCCUCAGCCUUGCUGUGACCCUGAGACCCGGUGACCCUGAGAGCACAGAUCAGCUCAGAGCUCCGACAGCUGGGAGGACCACCCCCGCCUGUCAGACUCUGCCUGAGGACAGAGAUAGGUGGGCCAGUGGUGCUGCGGGAGACAUUUUUACCUUCAAACCAGGCUGUUCCAUCCCUGCACUAAGCCCCUCUGACCCCUCUCCCGCUGAGGAGACAGAAGGCAGAGAGGGUGGUUGACCGGCAGGGUCUGGUCCCAAACCUCGCUGUGGCCAAAGCCUCCUGCAGCCGUUGGGCCUGCCCGGUGUGCUUCCCGGGCGGGAGCUGCUGCUUGCCUGUUUCUCCACCAGGCCUGCCCCAGCGCUUGGCCGCCCUGUGCGGCUGACAGUCCCCGGCUGGGCGACUGAACACCAGGCUCCAUUAGCUGUCCCAGUGACUGCUUCCACCCAGUACUUUUGGCGCUUGAGGAUGGGGGGAGGGGGGGUUAUUUAAAAUAAAAUCCAUGGUGGCAGUAGAGGAUUUCUUUUGCUUUAAAAUCUUUGGACUAAAAGAAAAAUGUUUUUUAUAUAUAAAUAUAUAAAGUAAAUUGUUAUGUAACUAUUACUGUUUCCUGUAUGUUCUAAUUUUGUUUUAUGAUGUAAUUAAAGGAAAUAAGCUGUGAA